AUGUUACUUUAGAAUAGGAUCUUUAACAAUUAAUUCUCUGUUUAGAAGAAAUUAUCUGCUGGCUCUUUUGGAAUUGUAUUCCUAGGGUUAGAUUAGAGUACUAAACAAGAGGUGGCUAUAAAAGUAGAAAGAGAAGAAAAUGAAGAUGUUCGAUCAUUGGAUAGAGAAGUGUAAAUUUUCAAACAUUUGGGUGGUAUAGAUGGCAUACCUAAAUUAAUUUGGUCAGGAGAAGAAUAUGGUUAUAAUGUAUUAGUUAUGUAACUGUUGGGCAACGACUUAGCUUAUCAUUUUAAACAGUUGAAGCGCUUUACACUGAAGACUGCUUUAUUGAUAGCAAUACAAUUGAUUGAUGUAUUGGAAAAGCUGCAUUUCCAAGGUGUAAUUCAUAGAGAUCUGAAGCCAGAGAACAUACUCUUAGGUUCAGGCAAAGAUAAUGGUAAAAUUUAUCUGCUCGAUUUUGGAAUCAGUAAAAUAUACAGGGAUUGCAAUAACAAGCAUAUUCCCUUUAGAGAACAUAGAUCAUUUUUGGGGACUACUCGGUAUGCAUCUAUUGCUGCUCAUCUUGGACAUGAAUUAAGUAGGAAGGAUGAUUUGGAGUCAAUGAUGUACAUCAUCUUAUACUUUAUUAGAGGAUAGCUGCCUUGGCAAAAUAUGUAAAAUGUUACUGAUGAUGAAAGAACGAAAAAGGUUGGUGAGAUGAAAAUACUCUUACAGUAGGAAAUAUUUAGAGAUUAGCCUAAAGAAUUUCAAAAGAUAUUUGAUUAUAUACGUAAAUUACAGUUUUAGAGUGAGCCAAAUUACAAGAUGAUUACAUUUGAGCUAAAAAAAGCAGCUGAAUCUUUAAAAUUAAAUCUUGAUGGAUUCUAUGAUUGGAGUGAGAUUAGAUCUUCUACACAUUAUGAUUCUUUGGUCCCUCAUAACAGCAUAGAAAUGAAGAAAUCAAUUGAGAAAUAAUUGUCAGGCAUUUUGAAUCAAUAAAAGUAAAGCCAUGUUUGCUUAUUGUAUAGUACUAAUCAAUUAUUGGCUCCACCUCCGCAAUUCUCAAGUAGAAACAAUCUUAAUGGAAGAGAAGAGAAUAAAAAACCCACAUUGGCUUCCUUUUAAGGUAGUCUACUUUGA
Paramecium tetraurelia is the source of this 1119-nucleotide messenger RNA. RefSeq lists its product as uncharacterized. The transcript has 4 exons. Gene Ontology annotation, molecular function: protein serine/threonine kinase activity; ATP binding. Gene Ontology annotation, biological process: endocytosis; peptidyl-serine phosphorylation; signal transduction. NCBI's taxonomy places the organism in Eukaryota, Ciliophora, Oligohymenophorea, Peniculida, Parameciidae. Gene Ontology annotation, cellular component: nucleus; cytoplasm. The record is from RefSeq and is a predicted model, not a curated record.